Mobula hypostoma (lesser devil ray) is the source of this 2860-nucleotide messenger RNA. Its product is annotated as rhophilin-2-like. The transcript has 10 exons. Gene Ontology annotation, biological process: negative regulation of stress fiber assembly. The record is from RefSeq and is a predicted model, not a curated record. Gene Ontology annotation, molecular function: protein binding. Lineage: Eukaryota; Metazoa; Chordata; Chondrichthyes; Myliobatiformes; Myliobatidae. Bases 217 to 1566 code for a protein of 449 amino acids.
ACGCGAACCCCAAGCCGGAGUGAAGCAGGUGUGGACUUACUGACCUCCUACUACUCCCAGCUCAGCCUGUUGGAAACCCGGUUCUUCCUCUCCAGUCGCCACCCUGGCCUCUUCUUCACCUGGUACGACUCACUGACAGGCCUGCCACUCUGCCAGCAACACCUCUCCCUGGAGAAGGCCAGCGUGCUCUUCAACAUCGCUGCUCUUCACACGCAGAUGGGGGCCCGCACCGACCGAACCUCCACGGCCGGCCUCCACUGUUCCGUCUCUGCCUUCCAGAGCGCCACAGGAGUGCUGCAGCUGCUGCAGGAGACGUACCCCCACACGCCGAGCUUCGACCUCAGCCCAGUCAUGCUGAAGCUGCUGGUGCGCCUGAUGCAGACCCAGGCUGAGGAAUGUGCCUUCGAGGAGGCGCUACUGCCCGGCACUGCCAACCGCUUUGACACCCUGCUGCGGUUGGCUCAGGACGCGGCGGCGUUGUCGGACUCGUACACGCUGGUGAACCAGUGUGUCCGCCAGUCUCCAGUGGCAGAGCACGUCCCUGCGGCCUGGUGCCACACGGUGCAGGUGAAACUGCAGCACUACCGCGCACUGGCACAUUACCUCGUCUCCAUCGCAUUACUGGACCAUCAGCUGAGCCCCAGCGAUGACACUGACCAGCAGGAGAAGGUGCUGACUGACCUCUACCAGCAGAUGCCUGAGGGACUGACCCCUCUCACCGUCCUCCGGUUCAAAGAGCAACGACAACGGCUCGGUAAAGCCCAUCUGCGGUCAUCAAUCAUGGGGUACGAGGAGGCUCUGAGGGUUCAGGGUCUAUGCAAAACUCUGAGGAAGAUGGACAUCAUCCAGGAGAUUCUCAGAGUAUCCCACAAACGUUCUCUCACCAAGUACGCCGAACUCGAGCAGGAGGAUGACUUUGACAUGAUGGAGGCUCCCAAUAUAAUUGGCAGAAGCAGGCAGCAGACUGAGACGGUGAAGCUGCUGUUGUCCAAUGUGAAAGUGGUUGACUUCUUCCAAAAGCUGGGCCCACCAACUCUCUUCUCAGCCAAGCAGCAGUGGACAGCCCCUCGCAAGAUCCACCUGAAGCCGGGAGAUUGGGAACAGGGAUUCAGGCUGCAGGGUGAGGCGGGGGUGCUCGUGACAGGAAUGGACCCCAAUAGUGCGGUCGCGGCUCUGGGUCUGAAGGAUGGAGAUGUCAUUGUGAGGGUGGCAGGAACAGACUGUAAGUGGAGCUCGGUGAGCAAGGUGCUGGAGAUGCUGAGGGGAAUGCCUGAUGAUGGACUGGACAUCGAGGUGGUCAGUCCCCAGGUGCUGGAGCCCGCACAGAUGCCCAAGUGUGCCACAUUCAGCAGUGGGUUGUCCAAAGCCUACUCCCUGUCCUGCUGGGCCCUUGAUGAGGGGAAGAACAGUGAAAACAAGAAAGUCUCAAAGAAGCUGUCAUUUCUGAGCUGGGGGAGCAAGAACAGAAAGAAGGCUUCGAGCACGGUCCACCUUCACUUGGCCAUGGACACUGGAUUCAAGUCUUUCUCUGGAGGCAAUCUCGCCAAUGACAGCUCUCUUUUCUGACUGACCAGCCAUCAUCACGACUUGGUGAAGAGACACUCGUCGCCUGCUCCAGCUCUCACCCAACCAACAGUCAUAACCUGAACAACUCUUGAAUCGUUGACUCAGUCACCUCUGAGCCUCUCUCACGGGAUGUCUGACAUUCAGAUGUGUGUGCGGCCCCCCAGGUAUUUCUCCUUGGCCUCACUCCACAACACAUGGUUUUACAGUUCACGUCUGAAGGUAUGGGAGCAGAAUUAGGCCAUUCAGCCCACUGAGUCUGCUCUGCUCAUUAUGACUGAUAUAUCAUCCCUCUCAACCCCAUUCUCCUGCCUUCUCUCCAUAACCUUUCGAGCCCUGACUAAUCAAGAAGCUGUUGAGAACAGGUACCAUGCAGUCUCCAUUGGCUUGGUUCGGCUGCGGUUUGAGCAUGAUGGGCUUCCCCACCUUGUCUGGGGAACCGGUGAGAACAGAGACGGGGUCAAUGUAUGGUGCCUACAUGAAACUCUCCUCACAAUCUGUGGCUAUUAAUGUCCAGAUUUGGGUCGAGUGGAAACCAGCUCGUCUCUAUACACUUAGAUGAUCGAUGUCUACAGCGUAGAUUUAAAAUAUUACUGUUUGAUACUCAAAUGGAAAUUGUCUUAAUUUAACAAAUAGACUAGAAAUAAGAAAAUCCUAUAACUAGAGAAUGAUUUUUAUAAAUGAAGCAACUUUAUAUGGCAAGUUUUAUUUUUCCAGUUAAAAUCAUUCACCGGGGUUUGCGUGGGUGCGGCUGUAAAUGAAGUCUUUCUGCUGUUCAUGCUUUGCUAUUUACAAUUCCUCAAUCCCCAUGUUUGUGAUGAGCACUUUACAUUCUCCCAGUCCUGCACCUGGCAUGAGAAACUGGAACCAAAGUUCACUGAUGCCAACCCGAGAUCAAAAUAGAGCCCUCUGCCCCUUAGAUGUUAAGACAAAGGAGCAGAAUUAGGCCAUUUGGCCCAUCGUGUCUGCUCCACCAUUUUAUUAUCUCUUUCAAUCCCAUUCUCCUGCCUUCUCCCUGUGACCUUUGACACUCUGACUAAUCAGCAACUCAUCAAUCUCUGCUUUGAGUAUACUCAAUAACUUGGCCUCCUCAGCCUUCUAUAGCACAGGUGACUCUUGACCACAAGGCGAUGUCUGUUUGAGUGAUGUCCCUUUCUCAUUCUAAGAGAGAAUAGAAUCCUCGCCUGCCUACAAACAGGUGAUUUGUUACCACUGGAGCUGCUUAAAACAAUGUACUCACCCUUCUGUGAUCAUCUGUAAUGUGUUUCUAUUUGUGCAGGAAUUAAAAGCACAUGUA